UCAAUCUCAUAUGAAAAUUCUCCAAAUAAGAACCGACGCCCAAACCGACUAGUGACCAAGAAACGCAAACUUGAAAUUGUGUGUUUCGAUAUGGAAUUGCAGGCUUCCGGGGUUUUAAGAUCCGGCGGAGCAGACGGUUCAAUCAGGUGGACCCAGUUUCGGACCCGAAUGUUGAACCCUUGUUGUGCGAAAACGUAUUAGAAUUAAGGAGGAGAGGUGGGGAAAUAACAGUUAUUUUAUUAGUCAACACGUGGUUCGGCAGGCGCAGGCUAAGGCUGGUGAGUGUGACCACUGAGUUGGCGCAAUUUAGCAUUGUAUGGUAACGUAGAUGUUGAGCUGUAAAAUUGUCGUUUUGAGACUUUGAGUUGUGAGCGAGGGAUAUAAAAAGUGUCACGUUGUCCUCAUAAACCUCCUCGUGGGUGGGUCUGUUUUCCAAAAAAGAAAUACAAAAACAAAAACUCAGGCAUUGCCGAAAGAGAGACAGAACCGAGAACGACCGGGAAGGACCAGCCGGUGUUUGUCGUUUCCGCCGGAAAUGGUCGAUCAGUUCGUGAUUGGUUGGAUCUCAGUCUCUUUUCUCAGCCUUCUUGCUUUCUACAAUCUUGUUCUCAAGAAGAACAAGAUUCCGAAGGAUUCUUCGGACAAGAUAACCGAAUGUAUCCAGAAUGACAUCACGGCCAUUAACGGCGAAUGCCGAUCCAAAGAUGGCGACGUCGACGUAAUUAUUGUCGGAGCCGGUGUCGCUGGUUCUGCUCUUGCUCACACACUCGGCAAGGAUGGACGUCGAGUGCAUGUGAUUGAAAGAGACUUAACGGAGCCAGACAGAAUUGUUGGUGAACUACUGCAACCUGGAGGCUAUCUCAAAUUAAUUGAGCUGGGACUUCAAGAUUGUGUAGAGGAAAUUGAUGCCCAGCGUGUCUUUGGAUAUGCUCUUUUCAAGGAUGGAAAAGACACUCGGCUGUCUUACCCCUUGGAGAAAUUUCAUUCCGAUGUGGCUGGAAGGAGCUUUCACAAUGGGCGUUUCAUUCAGAGGAUGCGGGCAAAAGCUGCUUCUCUUCCGAGUGUACAACUAGAGCAAGGAACGGUUACUACACUGCUUGAAGAAAAUGGAAUAGUUAAAGGGGUGCAAUACAAGACGAAGACUGGCCAAGAAAUGGCGGCAUAUGCGCCUCUGACUAUUGUUUGUGAUGGCUGUUUCUCAAACUUACGCCGUUCGCUUUGCAAUCCUAAGGUAGAUGUGCCAUCUUGUUUUGUUGGUUUAGUUUUGGAAAACUGCAACCUUCCAUAUGUAAAUCACGGGCAUGUUAUACUAGCAGAUCCUUCUCCCAUUUUGUUCUAUCAAAUUAGUAGUACAGAAGUUCGCUGUCUGGUUGAUGUUCCAGGACAGAAGGUUCCUUCUAUUUCAAAUGGUGAAAUGGCGAAGUACUUGAAGGCUGUGGUGGCUCCUCAGAUUCCUCCUCAAAUUUUUGAUUCCUUUGUGGCUGCAAUUGACAAGGGUAACAUAAGGACAAUGCCGAAUCGGAGCAUGCCUGCUUCUCCCCACCCUACCCCUGGAGCCUUGCUAAUGGGAGAUGCAUUUAACAUGCGCCAUCCUCUUACCGGUGGAGGAAUGACUGUAGCAUUGUCUGAUAUUGUUGUCCUUCGUGAUCUUCUGAAGCCUUUACAUGACUUAAAUGAUUCAUAUAAUCUCUGCAAAUACCUUGAAUCUUUUUACACUUUGCGUAAGCCAGUAGCAUCCACUAUAAACACAUUGGCUGGAGCUCUGUACAAGGUCUUUUGUGCUUCACCUGAUCAAGCAAGGAAGGAAAUGCGUGAUGCUUGCUUCGAUUAUUUAAGCCUAGGUGGUAUUUUCUCAACAGGACCAGUGUCUCUUCUUUCAGGAUUAAACCCUCGUCCACUGAGCUUGGUUCUUCAUUUUUUUGCUGUUGCAAUAUUCGGUGUUGGUCGAUUGUUGCUUCCAUUUCCAUCGCCUAAGCGCAUGUGGAUUGGAGCAAGAUUGGUUUCGAGUGCAUCAGGAAUCAUCUUCCCGAUUAUCAAGGCCGAAGGAGUAAGGCAAAUGUUCUUCCCUGCUACUGUUCCAGCUUAUUACAGAGGCCCUCCUGCUAAGUGAAAUCCAGUUGGUUGAACAUUACAAAGACACAACCACACUAGAGAAGGCAAAAGUUGAGUCUGUUGUCAUCAUACACAUUCAUUAUCCUAUUUGUACCUCUCGUCCCCCUCCCCAUGCUCAAAAUGAAUUUGGGGAACAGUGUAAUGCUUCACCACUACUUGUGCAGUAUGCGAAGGUUUUAGUUUCUAGGACUGUUAAUGUUAUUUUUAAUGUAUAAAUAUCAUUUCAAAAUAUCAAAAAAAAAAAAAUGUCAUUUCAAAA
This is a messenger RNA of Cannabis sativa, 2371 nucleotides long. RefSeq names its product squalene monooxygenase SE1. The coding region runs from base 536 to 2110 and encodes 524 amino acids. Gene Ontology annotation, cellular component: endoplasmic reticulum; membrane. Gene Ontology annotation, biological process: sterol biosynthetic process. Gene Ontology annotation, molecular function: flavin adenine dinucleotide binding; squalene monooxygenase activity. NCBI's taxonomy places the organism in Eukaryota, Viridiplantae, Streptophyta, Magnoliopsida, Rosales, Cannabaceae. The transcript has 8 exons. The record is from RefSeq and is a predicted model, not a curated record.